CGCAGGCGCAGAGUACGCGUGGCGUUGAGCGAGGCAGAGGCUCGCUGUUUGCGGGUCUCCGCUCGGGUCUGGGACGCAGAACCCGGUAGCUGCGGCGCGGGUGUCAUGUCAGACAACGAGGACAAUUUUGAUGGCGACGACUUUGAUGACGUGGAGGAGGAUGAAGGGCUAGAUGACUUGGAGAAUGCCGAGGAGGAGGGCCAGGAGAACGUUGAGAUCCUCCCUUCUGGAGAGCGACCACAGGCCAACCAGAAGCGAAUCACCACACCAUAUAUGACCAAGUAUGAGCGAGCCCGUGUGCUGGGCACCCGAGCCCUCCAGAUCGCGAUGUGUGCCCCCGUGAUGGUGGAGCUGGAGGGGGAGACAGAUCCCUUGCUCAUCGCCAUGAAAGAGCUCAAGGCCCGAAAGAUUCCCAUCAUCAUUCGCCGUUACCUGCCUGACGGGAGCUAUGAAGACUGGGGGGUAGACGAGCUUAUCAUCACCGACUGAGCCGGAAUCAUCUUCCUGACUGCCUCAGCCCCAGUUUCUAGUCUCAUGUUCUUUAUACGUGUAAAUAAUAAAUUCUUCAACAUUUCAA
Molecule: messenger RNA, 577 nt
Organism: Balaenoptera ricei (Rice's whale)
Lineage: Eukaryota; Metazoa; Chordata; Mammalia; Artiodactyla; Balaenopteridae
Gene: POLR2F
Product: RNA polymerase II, I and III subunit F
Exons: 5
Coding region: 106-489 (127 amino acids)
Biological process (GO): DNA-templated transcription
Cellular component (GO): nucleus; RNA polymerase II, core complex; RNA polymerase I complex
Molecular function (GO): DNA binding; DNA-directed RNA polymerase activity
Source: RefSeq, a predicted model, not a curated record